Trichoplusia ni (cabbage looper) is the source of this 1717-nucleotide messenger RNA. RefSeq names its product nudix hydrolase 8-like. Gene Ontology annotation, molecular function: ADP-ribose diphosphatase activity; NAD binding; NADH pyrophosphatase activity. The coding region runs from base 158 to 1027 and encodes 289 amino acids. NCBI's taxonomy places the organism in Eukaryota, Metazoa, Arthropoda, Insecta, Lepidoptera, Noctuidae. The transcript is spliced from 5 exons. The record is from RefSeq and is a predicted model, not a curated record.
UUAAAAUUGUCAGUGUCACAGACAGACUGAAUGGAAUAUUUAUUAUCAGUGUUAUUUACUGGUUGGAAGAAAUCGCUUUGAAAGUAUACUUGUUUUGAGCUGGAUCUAAUUUAAUAUUUUACUGUUUAUUCAUAAGUGACCUGCUGUUUUAAUAACCAUGUACAAAAUACUAUUGGCUUGCACACGAGCCUAUCAAAAAAAGUUAUAUCCGCUAACUUUAUCAAACUGUUCGUUUGGUACAGAGGCGCCUGAAAUUUUUAGAGGUGUAAUAGAUAGAUACAGAGGAGUUACAAUUGACCUUAAACAAGAGAAACCCGAGCAGAAUAUUUUUCUUCACAAACUCAAAGAGUCUUUGCUUAUCUGGGGUGCAGAAGGAUAUAGAUGUAUAUGGUUCAAGGUAGACAUAAAAGACACUUUUUGUGUCCCAAUCUUAGCAGAUAAUGGAUUUAAUUUUCAUCAUGCGAGAGAAGACUUUGUCAUGAUGUAUAAAUGGCUGCCAAAGGACUCAAAACCAAACCUACCCCCAACCUCUCAUACAAAUUUAGGAAUUGGUGCAAUGGUGUUCAAUGAUAAGAACCAACUACUGGCAGUAUCUGAGAAACACUAUGAGUAUCCUCACUGGAAACUCCCUGGAGGCUAUGUGGAGAGAGGUGAAGACAUUAUACAUGCGGCAGCACGAGAAGUCAAGGAGGAAACUGGGAUAGUUGCAGCUUUUGAAUCAAUCGUAACAUUCAGACAUACGCACAACAUGAUGUUCGGUAACUCUGACAUACAUGCCAUUGUUAAGAUGAAAGCCUUGACAGAAGACAUAAUCAUCUCUGAAAGGGAACUCAACGUUUGCAAGUGGAUGCCUGUUGAUGAGUACACCUCACAUCCUCUCGUAAACAAGUUCAACCAGAAGAUGGUCAAAAUGGCUUUAGCGUACAAACAAAAGAAUCUAAAUCUCGAUUUCCAGAAGCAGACGGUGCGCUGGACAGCCAGUUACAUAAGAGAUGUAAACUAUUUAAUUGUUACAGACAAAGAUUGAUACAGAAAUAGCUCAAAACUUAGUACUAGUUUUAAUAUAAGUUGAUAUCAAUUCAAUGUUAAUUUUAAAUGGGUACUAGUUGUUAAUGUAGAUAAUUUUUUAUCUAAUUUAUAAAGUUGGCAUGAUUUUAAUAUCUUACCAUGAAUUGCAGCGAACUCAGCCAGAGCGUAAUUUAUAAUAGAUUAGACAAUUGACAGUAUAUGUAUGUGUACUAAAUGAUGAAUGGCAUGUUUUGAUAGCGUGAAUAGCCAAGUGGUAUCACCAAUGACUCCCGUACGACGUAACGCGGUUUCGAUAUCCUCAUAGGGUACAAUUUUAAUUAUGGCGUCCACAAAUAUUGGUCCAAGUCUUGGUCCCCUUUUUUGGCCUUAUCUUGGUGCAUGCCAUUUAAAUGCUGAUCAAACCGCAAAGACCCAGGGAUUCAUUCAUGCAGCAGUAGUGUUUUAAUUUAAUACAAAAGACAGAUUGAUAGUAAACUGAAGAAAAUUUACUUAAUCAGACUUGUGGACAAAAUAACAGCCGUGAAUCAACAAUAUAAAAUAUUAAUAACAAAUAAAUAAUUUCUUCCAAUAUAAUAUAAUGUUAACUAGGAAACUACACAGUACAUUUAGAAACAAGUACAAAUCAUUACAAAUGUAUAUACAGUAUUGUGAAUAGGUAUAAUUUAUCUAAUAAAAUAUUUGAUGGUUA